Molecule: messenger RNA, 1779 nt
Organism: Exophiala spinifera
Lineage: Eukaryota; Fungi; Ascomycota; Eurotiomycetes; Chaetothyriales; Herpotrichiellaceae
Exons: 6
Coding region: 1-1779 (592 amino acids)
Biological process (GO): transmembrane transport
Molecular function (GO): transmembrane transporter activity
Source: RefSeq, a predicted model, not a curated record
AUGGGAGAAGACGCUGCCUCACGGACCAAAGAAGGCCCGUCCUCGGAGAGGAUAGAGAUAUCCAGACAUGGUGUUACCCGCCUUCGCAUCGACACCAACGAUGAUAGCCAUGCCGUGCAGGGUGACAAUUCCGAUGGUGCUAUUGAAUGGACAUUGACUCGGUUCAUUGCUUAUUUAUCGCUUGCUGGCCUUUAUGUCGGCGCCCAAAUCCCGCUGUAUUUCGUCGGAGCCUCGCUCUCGUUCAUCGUCAAGGACAUUGGAUCACCAGAAAAAUCUGCCUGGCUUCCUGUGGCCAAUACCUUGGCCAUUGCUGCGGUCGCCCCUUUCGUCGGAUAUUUGCAAGACAUAUUCGGACGUCGGUACAUGUCGAUGGCUGGGGGUGUUAGCAUCAUAGUUGGCAUCAUCAUCGUCGGGACAUCUCAUAGCUUCGGUCAAGCUGUCACUGGAAUGGCUUUUGCCGGCGCUGGUGGUGCUGUUGGCGAGCUUACUGCUCUAGCAGGUACCGCGGAACUUGUUCCUGUCAAACUGCGAGGACUUUACCUGGGUCUCGUCACUUUCUUCGUGAUUCCCUUCGUCCCCUAUGUGAUGUAUGGACAGCUCCUUAGCACCUACCACACAUGGAGAUGGGGCAUGUGGAUCUCAUUGAUUUACAACGGUAUCGCCUUCGUCGGUAUUGCCCUGACGUACUUCCCUCAAGCUGCCAGAAGAGGAGAUGGGGCGAGCAAGAUGCAAAUCUUGAAAAGCAUUGACUACGUUGGCGGCCUCCUGUCCAUAAUUGGCUUGACACUCUUCCUCGUCUCCCUGCAGGCUGGUGGUUAUAGCCACCCCUGGUCAUCGGCUUACGUUUUGUGUAACCUGCUGAUCGGCAUCGCGCUCAUCCUGGGGUUCGUGGUCUGGGAAUGGAAAUUUGCCACAAACGCAAUUGUUCCACCCGAGCUUUUCAAGGGACGGAGGACUGUCGCUGUCUCAUUCCUGGUUGCGUUCGUUGGGGGAGUGAACUUCUACUCGUCACUGAACUUUUUCCCACUGGAAUCUUCCACAGUCUUCGAUCCCAAUCCAGUUCAAGUUGGGCUGAAGGGUUUGGCGGCUGCCCUCGGUGUUACCCUGGGGGCAACUGUGGUGAACUCGGCUCUGUCCUGGUUGAGAGGAUACAAUCGGGAGCUGCUAGUGGGUUCAUGUAUACUGAUGACCGCAUUUGGCGGAGCUUUGGCAGAUCUUAACCCAGACUCGACGGCCAAACUUUACGUCUUCGUCGUCCUCUCCGGAAUUGGUAUCGGAGGCGUCUUGGUGCCAGCAGCCACGAUCGCUAUCACCGUUGCGCCUGAUGAAUUGAUUGCCACUUGUGUGGCUCUAUCACUGUCGAUCCGUGUCGUGGGCGGUUCCAUCGGUUAUAGUAUCUACUAUAACAUCUUCUAUCAGAAACUCGUGCAUCACCUACCAUUAGCAGUUGCUGAGGCAGCUAUUAAAGCCGGCCUCCCCAUCACAUCGGCAAAGCAGUUCGUCGAAACGUUCCUUCUGAACCCCGCUGCUAUCGGGACAGUGCCUGGCGUAACACCCGCGGUCUUGGAGGCGGCUGCCAUCGGUUCACGCUGGGGUUAUGCAUACGCGCUCAAAUAUGUUUGGUACACCAGCAUCCCCUUUGGCAUUUGCGCCAUCAUAGCCUGCUUGUUCAUUGGCAAUACUGAGAAGUAUAUGACGAACCGUAUUGCAGCACAGAUUGGGCAUUCGGUAAAGGAGAAGAACAUAAAGGAAGAGCCAUUGGCCUCUGGUGAGGCAUAA